UUCGCUUCUGAGUUUGAGCUCCCAUAGUGGAACUUGUCAGGAAAAGCCAUGGCCUCAGCCAGCAAGAUGAAGGAGGAAGCCACGUGUGCCAUCUGCCUGUCCCUAAUGUCUGAGCCUAUGAGCAUCAGCUGUGGACACAGCUACUGCAAACUGUGCAUCGUCAGCUUCCUUGAGAAACAGGAAACAUCGGUAAAUAUGGUCGCCUGUCCCCACUGCCGGGCUCCAUUUCAUUUGACCAGCCUCCGGCCCAACAAGCAGCUGGGAAGUCUCAUUGAAGUCAUCAAGGAGAUGGAGCAUGAGAUGUCGUGUGAGGAACAUGGAGAGCACCUCCACCUAUUCUGCGAAGACGAGAGCCAGCUCAUCUGCUGGCGCUGUGAGCGGUCACCACAGCACAAAGGGCACCACACGGCUCUCAUCGAGGACGUAUGCCAAGACUACAAGGAAAAGCUUCAGAACGCUGUGACAAAUUUGAGGCAACUAGAAGAGGAAUGUAUGAAACUGAAGGUGUUCACAACAAAGCAAAUAAGCGAAUGGAAUGAGAAGAUGGACAUUCAGAAACAAAAAAUCCAGUCUGACUUUAAGGAUCUUCAGAGAUUCCUACAAGAAGAGGAGAAGUCUCAUCUGUGGAGACUGGAGAAAGAGAAAGAGCAGACUCUAAAGAGACUGAGAGAUGAUGAGGCCACUCUGGAACAGAAGAGCCAAGAACUCAAGAGUCACAUCCUGGAACUAGAGGAGAAAUGUCAGGGCUCAGCCCAGAAGUUGCUGCAGGAUGUGAAAGACACUUUGCGCAGGAGUUGGGCUGUGACAUUGGAAAGACCAGAGGCCCACUCUUUGGAGCUUGAUACUGUGUGCAGUGUUUCUGAGCUUUAUUUUGAUGUGAAGAAAAUGUUAAGGAGCUAUCAAGUCAGUGUGACUCUGGAUCCAGAUACAGCUCAUCGUGAGCUAAUUCUGUCUGAGGAUCGGAGACAAGUGACUCGUGGAUGCCUCCAGGAUAAUCUGGACAACUCUUCUAGGAGAUUUAGGAUCUUACCCUGUAUUCUGGGCUGUGAAGGCUUCACUUCAGGAAAACAUUACUUUGAAGUGGAUGUGGGAGAAGGAACUGGGUGGGACUUAGGAGUCUGUCUGGACAGUGUUCAGAGGGACGUUGAUCUGAUACAGAAGCCUCAGUCUGGAUUCUGGGCCAUUAGACUAUGCAAAAAGAAAGGCUACUUAGCACUUACCUCUCCCGUAACUUCCCUUUAUCUGAGGGAGCAGCCCCUGGUUGUGGGGAUUUUUCUGGACUGUGAUAUCGGAGUUGUAUCCUUUUACAACAUGACCACUGGAUCCCACAUCUUUACCUUCCCAGAGGCGUCCUUCUCUGAUACUAUCCGGCCCUAUUUCCGGGUUUAUCAACAUUCUCCUUUGUUCUUGCCUCCCCCAGACAAGUAAGGAAAGAAGUAAAAUCUCCUUCUUGGUUUAACUAGCAGAGAAAAUAUAAUGUCAAUCCUGUGAGGGCAGAAAUUUGGUCUGUUUUCUUCACUUCUUGUACUCAGAACAGUGCUGGGUUUUUAGUGGCUACUUAAUAAUUCUGCUUUGAAUGAAUGG
Odobenus rosmarus divergens (Pacific walrus) is the source of this 1584-nucleotide messenger RNA. RefSeq names its product tripartite motif containing 38 (gene TRIM38). The transcript has 7 exons. The record is from RefSeq and is a predicted model, not a curated record. Bases 49 to 1428 code for a protein of 459 amino acids. Gene Ontology annotation, molecular function: zinc ion binding; protein binding. Lineage: Eukaryota; Metazoa; Chordata; Mammalia; Carnivora; Odobenidae.